AUGGGUCCAAGUAAACACAUUUUCAAGAUAAUUAAUAAAAAACGUAUCAAAAUUGUUGAAAAUCCAAUAGUUAAAUAUAAUCACAGCUGCAAGUAUACUUUAUACAAAAUGCAAGACACCAUCUAUUCUUCAAAUCAAAUCAAUAAAUUAAUAACUUCAAUAAAAAAGACAAAUGAAAUGCUUCACGAAUCUGAAAUUGAACAAGAAAGUCAGGAAAAAAAUGACCUUUCAUAUGAUAUCAACUUUGAUCCAUAUGCAGAAUAUGAUUAA
This is a messenger RNA of Trichomonas vaginalis G3, 270 nucleotides long. RefSeq lists its product as uncharacterized. Lineage: Eukaryota; Parabasalia; Trichomonadida; Trichomonadidae. Bases 1 to 270 code for a protein of 89 amino acids. The record is from RefSeq and is a predicted model, not a curated record. The transcript has a single exon.